Solea solea (common sole) is the source of this 1920-nucleotide messenger RNA. Its product is annotated as acidic leucine-rich nuclear phosphoprotein 32 family member B-like. Lineage: Eukaryota; Metazoa; Chordata; Actinopteri; Pleuronectiformes; Soleidae. Bases 116 to 877 code for a protein of 253 amino acids. The transcript is spliced from 7 exons. Gene Ontology annotation, molecular function: histone binding. The record is from RefSeq and is a predicted model, not a curated record. Gene Ontology annotation, cellular component: nucleus. Gene Ontology annotation, biological process: regulation of apoptotic process.
GUCAUUAUCGCUCCCUUCACACUGGUUCCGCGUGUUGAUAGUGAAGACGGGGUCGCGCAGAAACAAGAUUUUUCGCAGCUUACUCGAGCCGAACCGUGGCAGAAAUCAGAGGAAGAUGGACAUGAAGAAGAGGGUCUCGCUGGAGCUGAGGCACCGGUCACCGGCGGAGGUCCAGGAGCUGGUCCUGGACAACUGUCGCUCCAGUGAAGGAAAGAUUGAGGGCAUCACAGAGGAGUUCUCUAACCUAGAGCUGCUGAGUCUCAUCAACGUUGGCCUGACCAGCGCUGCAGACCUGCCCAAACUGGACAAACUGAAAAAGUUGGAGCUCAGCGACAACAGGAUAUCGGGAGGUCUGGAGGUUCUGGCAGAGCGGCUCGUGAACCUGACGCAUCUCAACCUCAGCGGGAACAAGUUCAAAGACAUCAGCACCCUGGAGCCCCUGAAAAAGUUGCCGCAGCUGAAAAGUCUCGACCUGUUCAACUGCGAAGUGACCAACUUGACCGACUACAGGGAGUCCAUCUUUAAGCUCCUCCCCCAGCUCACCUACCUGGACGGCUACGACAUCGAUGACUGCGAGGCGUCCGACUCGGACGGAGAGGUAGAUGGUGUGGAGGAUGAGGACGAAGAAGAGGGCGAAUCAGAGGAUAUUGAGGAGGAGGAAGAUGAAGACGAGGAGGACGUUGUGGCAGAAGAGGAUGAUGAGGAUGAUGACAGUGCCGAUGACGAAGACGGCGAGGUGAACGGAGACGUGGACAGUGAGGAAGAUGAGGACGACGAGGAGGAAGACGAGGAUGAUGAUGACGAAGACUCGUCUCCGGCCAAAGGAGAGAAGAGGAAGAGGGAUCCCGAGGACGAAGACGACGAUGACGACGAGUGACCCACGGCGCUCCCUGUAAACCCCUCCCGCCCCGAUGACCCACCUGCUUCCUUCCCUCCUCCACUCGGCCGACUCCCACGCUACGUCUCAUUCUGGCUCCUCCCACUGCACUUUUGUCCCAAAUCGUCGCGGCCUCCGUUAACUGGAAAACUGCGCGAAAUAGAACGCGACUCUAUUUGCCCCGUAAAUCUGAAAAUAAUCUCUGAUUAACUCGAGCCACAAGACCCUUGAAUUUGAAGGUAUUUACAUUGUUGAUUAAUCUGCUGAUUAUUCAACCUGAUUAUUGGUUCAUUGAUUGUUGCAAACAGCAGCAGACUGGUAAAUUUAUCGGGUUCUCGAUUCGGAAUCCGUGACACAAACAUGCGACAUUUUUUAAAAAUCAUCAAGCUGCAGUCAUUUAUUACGUCGAGCUUCCGAAGACGUGGCAUCGCGGGGAAGUGGAGUCUGCGAACGCCAGAGAAAUGCAUGAUGGGAAUUUGAAUUUCAGCUCCGUGUGCUGUUGACAAGUUUCUCACAAGUUUUACUUUUGUCAUCAAAUUUACAGCCUUUCGACAUUUUUGUUUGUUUUGUUUACGAUUUCGGAAAGUCGACCCUCGCGUAAUUACGCAAAAAAAUAAUAAUCCCACAAUAGAUUAAAAAAAAAUAGGUUUGGGUCGUUUCUGUGCAAACUCUGCCCCCCAUGUGAUGUCAUCACUGCGGGACUGAACCAGCAGUGGCGUUUGUGUCAUGUCAAGUUUCACUGCAGAAGCCUGACUCCUCCCCCCUCCCCACGGCCGAGCGUGCUCAGGGCAAAGUCUCUCUCGCUCUUUCUCUCUCUGUCUCUCUCUCUCUCUCACUCUCUCAGAGCUUUUUAAAAGAUAUUUUUUCAAAGGACAUUUUUGUUUAAUUUUGUAUCGUUGUCUGGGGACUUUCUCGCUCUCUCUCCAGUUAUUUCACUCACUGACUAGUUGAAUUUGUGUUUUUUGUGUUUUUUUUUUUUACGAUCUGUAAGUUAAACAAAAAACAAACAAAAAGGACUUUGUAAAUAAAAUCUUAACAUUUUG